AUGAGCCAUGCGAAGAUACAAGAAGAUUAUUAUGAAUACAGUAAACUUCGUCAUAGAAAAUUAAAAAAGAGCAGUUCAUCGCUAAAUAAAAUGGUAGGAUUGGGUAGUGACGAGCUAUUCGUUUCGAAUAUCGCCGAUAUCAAUAUGGAAUUGGAGAUCAGUUCUGAGGAUGAAAGUGAUGACAAUGAAAGAGGCGAUAUACAACGGCUGAUACCGUCAGUGAAUAGCGAAAUUACCUACAGUAGUGGAAAAAAGGAUAGCCAAAAGAGCGAGGCGAAGAAUGCAGACGACGAAAGCGUCUGGUCUAUAUCCAUCCAAAUGUUCAUACCCUUUUUACUCGCCGGCUUCGGUAUGGUCGCCGCUAGUUUGCUACUAGAUGUAGUGCAGCAUUGGCCAGUUUAUCAGGUGGUAUCCGAGGUGUACAUAUUAGUUCCUGCAUUAUUAGGCCUAAAAGGAAACCUGGAGAUGACAUUAGCUUCCAGAUUGUCAACUCAGGCUAAUCUAGGUCAAAUGGAUACAAAGAAACAGCAAUGGACAUUAAUCGUCGGAAAUUUGGCUUUAAUUCAAUGUCAAGCUAUGGUGGUGGGUCUGCUAGCGUCCUUAGCCGCUGUGAGUCUCGGUUGGGUCCCAGAAGCUCAUUUCGACAUCCACCAUGGACUUUUACUAUGCGCUAGUGCCUUGGUCACUGCUUCCGUAGCCAGUUUCCUGCUGGGUCUUGUGAUGGUUGCAGUCAUACUAUUGUCGCGGCAAAUGAAUAUUAAUCCCGACAAUGUUGCUACCCCGAUUGCUGCUUCUUUAGGAGAUUUAACUACUUUAGCUCUUUUAUCUUGGAUCGCUUCUUUGUUAUACAACGCAAUAGAUUACGCUCCAUGGAUAGCUCCAAUGCUAAUAGUAUUUUGUGUAUUUGUGACUCCUGUGUGGGGUUAUGUAGCAGCCAGAAAUCCAUUUACUAAAGAAGUAUUGGAUUAUGGCUGGACGCCUGUGAUAUCCGCGAUGUUAAUAAGCAGUCUUGGUGGACUGAUCUUGGAUUAUACCAUAUCGAGUUACAAAGGUAUAGCGGUUUUUCAAUUAGUAAUUAAUGGCGUUGGAGGGAACUUGGCUGCCGUUCAGGCCAGUAGAAUAUCGACGUCUCUGCACAAAGACUGUCACACGGGUAUUCAAGGAACUCUCAAUGUUUGCAUCAGUCCAUUCCAUGCAUUUUUUACAAAAGGAGGACACGCAAGAACAGCUAGAGUAUUAUUAAUGAUGGUGAUACCAGGACAUUUGAUCUUUAGUUACACCAUUAGUUACCUUCAAGCAGGACAUACCUCAUUUACGCCUAUAUUCAUUAUGAUAUAUUUAAUCGCUGCAAUGUUGCAGGUAAUCUUGUUGUUAUAUAUCGCGCAAUUGAUGGUCGUUUGGAUGUGGACGAGGGGUAUAGAUCCGGAUAGUUCUGCGAUACCGUAUUUAACGGCAAUUGGCGAUCUUAUAGGCACUGCGCUUCUUGGAAUUGCUUUUCAUAUCCUUUAUGCCAUAGGCGAUGGCGAUUCCGACGUAGGAGAUUGAUCUGUUCAAAAAUUCAAUAUAAUGCUAAAAUAACCUGCAUAAUGUUUCAGGUUAUAAUAUUUGAAAGUAUUCUUCAAAAGACUACAAAAGAAGUUUAAAUUCAUAGAGUUCUUAAUGCGUCGCGUCAACCAUGAUUCGAGAUUAUCAGUGGCACUUUCAUUGCUGUGAGUUUUAUUCUUUUGACAAAACAUUAUGUUUUACUCUCAAAACAAAACAUUUAACAUUUCUUUAUAUGAAAAAAGUAUGUUAAAGAGUACAAACUAAAUUAAGUAUAUAAUUAGUAAAGAUAUAUUGAAUGCAAAAA
This is a messenger RNA of Camponotus floridanus (Florida carpenter ant), 1849 nucleotides long. Its product is annotated as solute carrier family 41 member 1. NCBI's taxonomy places the organism in Eukaryota, Metazoa, Arthropoda, Insecta, Hymenoptera, Formicidae. Gene Ontology annotation, molecular function: monoatomic cation transmembrane transporter activity. The record is from RefSeq and is a predicted model, not a curated record. Gene Ontology annotation, cellular component: plasma membrane. Bases 1 to 1545 code for a protein of 514 amino acids. The transcript is spliced from 6 exons. Gene Ontology annotation, biological process: monoatomic cation transport.